Symbiodinium natans is the source of this 726-nucleotide messenger RNA. The record is from the annotation of a GenBank genome assembly. Lineage: Eukaryota; Dinophyceae; Suessiales; Symbiodiniaceae.
AUGAUGCGAUCGGGUGGCAGCUCUGCGCCUGUCCAGGUCGAUGACAAGCUGGAGAUGCUCCAGAUUCGCGAGCGAAACAAGGGCCUCCCACCCGAGCGGACGCAGACGACGGGCCCGAAACACCUCCGCAGCAUCCUGAGAGGUCCGUGGAACUGGAGUCGCCCGAAGACACUGGCCGCCCUUCGGCCCUUUGCAGUUUCGGCGAAAAUGGCGCCGCCUUCAAUCACGGUUCUUACCACGGAGGAUGCCGCAGAGAAGGCUCAGAAGAUCGUGGAAGCCAGCAAAGCUCUAGAUGCCGAGGCAACGACCGAGGAGGUGAAGAGCUAUUACUGGUGGGAGGGUAAAGUGAACUUCGACCCCGAGUGGCGAGUUGCGAUCAAGACCUCCGCACCGUUCUCGAAGGUUGAAGAGGUGGUGUCGAAAGCUCACAGCUAUGAUCUGCCCAUGAUCAUCUACGACCUUCCCGAGCCCCCGGCAGAGCCCGCCCACUGGAAAGGUGUCCUGGCCGUUGGGGGUGAGGAGGCCAUCAGCGUCGCUGAAACGCUCGUUGCCAAGCGCAUCGUCGCCUGCGCGCAAGCUUCAGCAACGAGCUUGGCAGUGAAGACGGUCUUGAGGUGUAAGCCGCUGGUCGAGGCUCAGGCGGGCCAGGCCGUCCAGUGGACCAGCAUUGGCGGCAAUGCGGGCUACUUGAAGUGGUUGGAAGACGAGUGUGUCGGAGCUGAAUGA